Octopus sinensis (East Asian common octopus) is the source of this 1672-nucleotide messenger RNA. RefSeq names its product eukaryotic translation initiation factor 2 subunit 3. Gene Ontology annotation, biological process: positive regulation of translational fidelity; formation of translation preinitiation complex. Gene Ontology annotation, molecular function: translation initiation factor activity; GTPase activity; tRNA binding. The record is from RefSeq and is a predicted model, not a curated record. Lineage: Eukaryota; Metazoa; Mollusca; Cephalopoda; Octopoda; Octopodidae. Gene Ontology annotation, cellular component: eukaryotic translation initiation factor 2 complex; cytosol. The transcript has 13 exons. The coding region runs from base 44 to 1465 and encodes 473 amino acids.
CCGCUCUGCAUUCUGGGAAGAGGCCAUAUUGCAUCAGUCCAGCAUGGGUGAAGACCAGAACACCGCGAAAAAAGCGCUUCAGCCACAUUUAUCGAAACAAGAUCUAAGUACACUUAAUGUUGACACUUUGACUGCUCUCAGUCCAGAAGUUAUCAGUCGACAAGCAACAAUAAAUAUUGGCACUAUUGGGCAUGUAGCUCAUGGCAAAUCAACAGCUGUAAAAGCAAUCUCAGGUGUUCAGACUGUUCGUUUUAAAAAUGAAUUAGAAAGGAACAUUACCAUCAAAUUAGGAUAUGCUAAUGCUAAGAUAUAUAAAUGUGACUCGGAAUCUUGUCAACGUCCUGGCAAUUAUCGGUCUUGUGGUAGCGCAAAGGAGGAUAUUUUUCCAUGCGACCGUCUUGGCUGUACAGGGAAAUUCCAGUUGUUACGGCAUGUUUCAUUUGUUGAUUGUCCUGGCCAUGACAUUCUUAUGGCCACCAUGUUGAAUGGAGCUGCUGUCAUGGAUGCUGCUCUCUUACUUAUUGCGGGUAAUGAACCGUGUCCACAGCCACAAACAUCAGAACAUUUAGCUGCUAUAGAAAUUAUGAAAUUGCAACACAUUAUUAUUCUGCAAAACAAAAUAGAUUUGGUAAAAGAAUCCCAAGCCAAGGAGCAAUACGAGCAGAUUUUAGCUUUUGUAAAAGGCACGAUAGCCGAGGGUGCCCCUAUCAUACCUGUAUCUGCUCAGUUGAAAUAUAAUAUUGAUGUUGUAUGCGAAUAUAUUGAUAAAAAAAUACCUGUCCCUUUGAGAGACUUUAAAUCAGAACCAAGGUUAAUAGUUAUUCGAUCCUUUGAUGUCAAUAAACCAGGCUGUGAAGUGAAUGAAGUGAAAGGGGGUGUUGCUGGUGGUAGUAUUUUAAAAGGAGUUUUGAAGGUUGGACAAGAAAUUGAAGUACGGCCUGGAAUAGUAAGCAAAGAAAAGGAUGGCCAACUGUCAUGUAAACCUAUUUUAUCCAGAAUUCUGUCACUAUUUGCUGAGCAAAAUGAUUUACAAUAUGCAGUUCCUGGUGGUUUAAUAGGUGUUGGAACAAAAAUUGACCCAACAUUAUGCCGUGCUGAUAGAAUGGUGGGGCAAGUAUUAGGAGGUGUUGGUGUGUUACCAGAAAUUUAUACAGAAUUGGAAAUAUCUUACUUUUUGCUCCGCCGAUUAUUGGGUGUGAAAACUGAAGGCGAUAAGAAAGGAGCAAAGGUCCAAAAAUUGGCUAAGAACGAAACUUUAAUGGUAAACAUAGGUUCUUUAUCAACUGGUGGGAGAGUUUUGGCUGUAAAAGCUGAUUUGGCUAAAAUUGUUCUGACUUCACCUGUUUGUACAGAGAUUGGUGAGAAAAUUGCUCUGAGUCGGAGAGUUGAAAAGCACUGGAGAUUAAUUGGCUGGGGACAAAUUCGUCGUGGUUUGACAGUAAAGCCUGUUGGUCCUGAUGAGUGAGCUUACAAUUACCACAUCGGUAGACUCUUAACUAUGUAAAUGUAAUUGAUGCCUCCCCUUACUUAGGACUGGCAACGAGAUUUUUCUGAGAGAACAACAUUUAACAUCUAUAACUUGCAAUAAGUGCAAAAUUUUCAUGGUUUAUUGCCUGACUUUGCUAAUAUGCAACCACAGAAGCAGUUUAAUAAAUAUUAUUUCUUGACUAUG